GAGUUUUACUAUUCGAUCUGUACCAUUUGAUCAUGCUCCUCUGUCUAUGCAGAUUUUGCCAGUCAAUCUCUUAUGGUCACUAAUUCACCACAACACCAUUAUCUAUCUCUUUCUCUUUCCUUCCCCACUUUCAUCUUUCUACAAAAUCAUAUUUAUCUCUUAAACAUAGCUACAUCAAUAUUCAUACCCCCUUCAAAGUUAUUACAACACAAAAGAGGAGAAUGGGCAACACCAAAGUGCCCAAAGUACUGUUGCUUCUAUUGGCCUUAAUUCUUGCAGCUAAAGUCAUAAAAGGAAUUGAAACAGAAGGAUGGGUAUCCCAAUCCUCUCAACAACAAAAAGAACCAAGUUUAAAGGAUAGCAAUGAAGCAUGGAGGAUUAGGAAUUCCAGGAGAUUAAUGAUUGGAUCCACAGCACCAACUUGUACGUACAAUGAGUGUAGAGGGUGUAAGUAUAGAUGCAGAGCUGAGCAAGUGCCUGUAGAAGGAAACGACCCAAUCAAUAGCCCAUACCACUACAGAUGCGUUUGUCAUAGAUGAUAUAUAUGAUAGUAAUUAAUUGAUAGAUUAUAGCAUAAUGUAAUUUUGAGUUCUUGGAGAAUUGAGUUUUUCAACUCCUACACCCCCCCUCCCCCUCUUCCAAUUUUAGAAAUUGCGAGUGCUUGUGUUGAAAGAUGCACAAAAUUUGCAUUUUCUAUGUUGUCAUGCAAUUAAUAAUGAGAAGCUUAUUUGUUAUGUUUCA
Messenger RNA from Lotus japonicus, 741 nucleotides. RefSeq names its product EPIDERMAL PATTERNING FACTOR-like protein 9. The record is from RefSeq and is a predicted model, not a curated record. The transcript is spliced from 3 exons. Gene Ontology annotation, biological process: positive regulation of stomatal complex development. The coding region runs from base 222 to 539 and encodes 105 amino acids. Lineage: Eukaryota; Viridiplantae; Streptophyta; Magnoliopsida; Fabales; Fabaceae.